Molecule: messenger RNA, 1932 nt
Organism: Spodoptera exigua (beet armyworm)
Lineage: Eukaryota; Metazoa; Arthropoda; Insecta; Lepidoptera; Noctuidae
Source: the annotation of a GenBank genome assembly
GGGGACUUAGAGUCGAAAUAUAACAUGUACAAUUGUGCAUACCCGUCAAAAGAUACCUGGAUGCUUACAGCUCUGUUUACCCACUUCAAUCAAAACCACGAGUCGGGAUGCGAGGCUGAUAUGCUGGAGGGCGCGGAGGUGGGACGGCACUCGCCGCCCCGGCCGCAGCAAGAGCCCAUCAACCUCAAGAAUGAGGCGGAGUCAGACCGGGAGAGCGGCGCGAGCUCGCCGGAGGGGGGCGCGGCGCGUGCGCAGCUAGCUGAGCCACGCACGCCCUCGCCGCGCGCGCGCACCCCGCACCAGCAGCCACAUCUGAAUGGCUCCAUGGCGUCGAUGUUCCAAAACCUGCAAAACCUGGCGAAUAUGCAACAGAACAUGCCACCUAUGUCGCAACAGCUACAGCAACAGAUGUCACAACAAAUGUCUCAACUUGCUGCCAACCUUCAAGGCUUAUCGUCCAUGCCCUCCAACCCUGUUAUCAAUUCGCCUUUGAAUUUGAGCGUUAGCGCACCUGGUAUGGGAUCACCAAAUCCCGUGGCAAACAACAAUAUGCUACCGCCUGCGAUGCCGUCCCCAAUGCCGCAGCUUAUUCUUGCCUCCGGUCAGCUGGUGCAGGGAAUCCAAGGAGCCCAGCUGCUCAUACCGACCUCACAAGGCAUUGCGACUCAGACGAUCCUAACAAUACCAGUCAACCACGUGAACUCGAACGACCAAAUGGUGAACCUGGCUCUAAACAACGGCCAAGUAGUGUCCACGUCACUCGCCAACCUCCAAGCUAUGGCCCAACCUCACCAGCUGUUGAACUCCAACCCCCAACAGACGCCCAACAUUCGGCCAAACAUGCUGAACCCAACAUUAUCGAACGCGCUGCUAAACCCUGGACUGCCAAACUUCUUGUCUAAUGGCGCGGCCAAUGCCCAAGAACUGCUUCAGGCGUUGCAACAGCAGCAGCAACAGCAACAACAGCCUCAAGGAAACCAUAACCUUCUACAAACGGUUCAGCAGAACAGUAUGCCACAGCAAAUGCAAGGCAGGCGAUCUUCGUCUCCUCGUCCUGACAGACACUAUAAAGAGAGAGAAAACUUCGCUGAUAGAUUCGGAGGGGGAUCUAGAGAAAGGAACGACAGAGAAAACUCCGGAUCGGCAGCCAUGAACAGCAUCAACAGGCUGGCUGCGUCGAACGGUGAGAUAACGAUCACUACGUCACACAACGCCAACGCGGGACCGGCCAGCAGUGCAGGUAGUGCCGGAUCCGGGCCGAUUCCGUCACCGCAUGCACCCGUGAAGAUGUCUCCCGGAUCUGUGAAGUCCCCGUCGCAGGAUGACAGCGAUCUCCUUGCUGAUUCGCCAAAUCAACCAACAAUCAGCCAGUCAUCGAGCAACGUAGUAGACGGUAUCAACUUGGAAGACAUCAAGGAAUUCGCUAAGGCCUUCAAACUUCGACGGCUUGGCCUAGGCCUCACUCAGACCCAAGUCGGACAGGCCUUGUCCGUCACCGAAGGGCCUGCCUACAGUCAAAGCGCAAUUUGCAGUGCCCUGGCUUCGCAGAUGCUAGCAGCUCAGCUGUCUUCACAACAACAAAACAUAUUUGAGAAAUUGGAUAUAACACCAAAAAGUGCGCAGAAAAUCAAACCGGUGCUCGAACGUUGGAUGAAGGAAGCCGAAGAGAGGUAUGCUUCUGGACAGAAUCAUCUGACGGACUUUAUAGGGAUGGAGCCAAGCAAGAAAAGAAAACGGCGAACCUCAUUCACUCCUCAGGCUCUGGAACUACUUAACGCACAUUUCGAAAGAAACACGCAUCCCUCUGGCACUGAAAUCACUGGACUGGCACAUCAGCUCGGCUAUGAACGCGAGGUCAUCAGAAUAUGGUUCUGCAACAAACGACAAGCCCUAAAGAACACCGUCAGAAUGAUGUCCAAAGGCAUGGUGUAA